Molecule: messenger RNA, 1089 nt
Organism: Oppiella nova
Lineage: Eukaryota; Metazoa; Arthropoda; Arachnida; Sarcoptiformes; Oppiidae
Source: the annotation of a GenBank genome assembly
GUGAAAAACAGCUGUUUUAUGGUUUUGGCGCUGUUUUGCAAAUGUAUUGCCAUUUGUGUUGAUUUGGUGGACGACUACAGCACUGCAGACAUGACUGAAAUGAAAAGACAACAUUUCAAUGAGUUUAUCAUCAAAUACCGAAAUCUGCGGCGAAUAUAUGGCAUGGAUUUGCGAUCCAUUUUGGAUCACUUGAUCCAAUGGUAUGGAAGCGAUGGUGCAGAGGAGGGCGAGAAGAUGUGUGCGAAGUGGAGGGAGAGUGUGGUCUACAGUCUCAUUGCAUAUGAGUUCAAGUGUGAGAUCAAGCAAUUGGUGCCCAAAUUCAUACCAAAUUUGGAUUCACUUUUACACCAUUACUACAAACGCGACAAAAGUUUGAUUGCUUUGUGCGAAGACAAUCACAUGAGUUAUGCCAUCGCGUGUCAACACAUUCUUCAACACCACAACAAUUAUGAUAAAAAUCUGUGCAAAACGUUGUCCACUAAUACCAGUCUUAUAAGUGAUGGCAGACUUGCUUUCGAUGUAAUGCUGUGUAACGUAAAUGACAUUAUUUUCGGCAAUCAUUGCAAUCACAUGACAAACAAUACGGGGAUUGUCUUCGAGUCGGAGGUGAGUCACCACCUGAACCGACACGACGUCUCAUAUAUGAGUGAAUCCCAGUUGAGGACAGACAGCUUCGACGUGACGCCAGAUUUCAAACUCAAUUUACCGCUUAUUGUCAAGAUUUCCAAAACCAAUAGUUCGGACAUCUGUUUGAUUAAAACAAACCAUUAUUUUGACCAAAAGUUGCCGCAACUGAUGGAAACUAGUGAUGAGAGUGACUAUGAGAUUGUGGUCAUCAAUUGGAUUGAAUGCAAAUCAAUGUUCGCGUCCGAGUUGUGUCACUCCAAGUAUUAUCGCAACCAAUACUCGUCGUAUAUAAACCGCUUUGGAAAUGGACUCGUUUUAUAUAAGUAUGGAUUUGUCAAUCAUAUCAGACAACAGUUCAAACACAAUAUUAUAGUCAGCCAUCGGUUGCCUCCUAUCCUUCAGAGCCAUUGAUUGCUGGUGUCAUCCAUUCAUACCUUACAAUAUGAAUGAUUAUAAAAAGAG